Sesamum indicum (sesame) is the source of this 2088-nucleotide messenger RNA. RefSeq lists its product as uncharacterized. NCBI's taxonomy places the organism in Eukaryota, Viridiplantae, Streptophyta, Magnoliopsida, Lamiales, Pedaliaceae. The record is from RefSeq and is a predicted model, not a curated record. Gene Ontology annotation, molecular function: metal ion binding; phosphoglycerate mutase activity.
AAUUUUCUCAAAUUUAUGGGGUAUCGAUGGGAAUUAGGAGAUACUCGUAGGGGACAGAGAUGCAGUAAAAACAACGCUACCCGGAGACCGACAAUCUUCCGCACUGUCAAGCUCAAGCCUUCAGCACUACAUUUCAGAUUUUCGAGGACCCAUUUUACUACUGUCGAUCACAUUUGCGGAUUACCAGGAUUUAGAUUGUGCUCAGGUACAACACGGAGAGAUAACAUCUUACAAUCUUAGUAAGGAAAAAGAAAGCAAGUGUUGUGACAAAAAGAAAUGGUUAACUCAGAGGAGCCAAGGAGAAGGGUGGCUUUUGUGCUAGUUGAUGGUUUAGGGGAUGUAUCGCUGCCGAGAUUUGGUUAUAAGACUCCUCUGCAAGUAGCCAAUGUGCCUAACCUGGAUGCCAUUGCUUCAGCCGGAAUCAAUGGUUUAAUGGAUCCUGUUGAAGUAGGAUUGGCUUGUGGAAGUGAUACCGCACAUCUUUCUCUAUUAGGCUAUGAUCCUAGGGUUUAUUAUCGAGGUAGAGGGGCAUUUGAAUCAAUGGGUGCCGGGCUGGCAAUGUCCCCAGGAGAUAUAGCAUUCAAAUCGAACUUUGCAACCCUGGAUGAGAAAACUGGAAUAGUUACCAGCAGGAGGGCCGAUAGGCAUUUUGAAGAAGAAGGACCUGUUCUUUGUGCUGCAUUGGAUGGAAUGAAGCUGCCUAAUUUUCCUCAGUAUGAGGUUAGAGUCAGGUAUGCAACAGAGCAUAGAUGUGGGGUGGUUGUGAAAGGACCAAAAUUAAGUGGAAACAUAUCAGGAACAGAUCCACUGAAGGAUAACCGCCUGCUUUUACAAGCUCAACCUCUUGAUGAUUCCGAAGAAGCAAAGCAGACUGCUGCAGUUGUUAACGAGUUAUCAAAGGAGAUAUCUCGCAUUUUGGUUGCUCAUCCAAUAAAUGCAAGAAGAGCUGCAGAAGGAAAGAAUAUUGCUAAUGUUGUCCUUCUACGAGGUUGUGGGAUUCGAAUUGAGGUUCCUCAGUUUGAAAAGAUACAUUCUUUAUGGCCAUGUAUGGUUGCACCUACCAAAAUCAUUGCUGGCUUGGGUUUAUCUCUUGGUAUAGAUAUUUUAGAAGCUCCAGGAGCAACAGGAGACUACAGAACCUUGUUAACAUCUAAAGCAACUGCAAUAUCCAGAGCACUCUCGGCUCCUGUAAACACAUGCCCCAAUGUCUUUGUACCUGGGGAAGAUGAACAUAAACCUGGCCGAUCUGAUGGCUACGAUUUUGGAUUUCUUCACAUUAAGGCGAUAGAUGAUGCUGGUCACGAUAAAGCAAGCAUCUUCAAAGCCAAAGGAUUAGAAGCUGUUGAUAGAGCUAUAGGCCAGCUAGCUAGACUUCUUUGGCAAGCAGAGUCAACUGGGGCAUUUCAGUAUUACAUUUGUGUCACUGGAGAUCAUUCAACUCCAGUUGAAUAUGGUGACCACAGCUUUGAACCGGUCCCAUUUGCACUGUGUCGUCUGAAAGACUUUGUUGGUGCGAUCGGGGAAUCACAUCUUUUGGCAACUUCCCUGGACCCAUUUCCACUUCCAACCGUCAAAUCUGGUGAAGACCUGUCAACUGAUUAUCCAAAUCAAGAUGAGAAACGAGGCAAACAGGACCGGGCGUUUAAAGGUGACACUGUUUUUGAGUUCAAUGAGAUAGCAGCAGCAAGAGGGUGUCUUGGGCGAUUUGCUGGAAGUGAAAUGAUGGGAAUCAUAAAAACUUUUCUCAAGGUCUGACUGAGAGCCGCUCUGGUUUGAACUUUGGGAGCUGAUAAAUUACCUGGAAUCAAGAAUAAGGAAGUAGCAUCAGAAAGUAAUUUUCUUAAAACUAAGAAGUAUCUGACUUGCAUCCACUGUUCGCCAGCCUGAGAGAAGGAACUAUUUUACCUUUCUGGCUGAUCAACUGAUGUAGGAACAAAAGCAGGGCAGCAAUGGUUUCUAUGUAUCUACCUUCCACCAUCUGCUGAUAUAAGUCACUUCUCUACUUCUGCAGCUGCUUGUGUAUUGAGCUACACUUUAGUUGUUCUUUUUCCAAAAUUCAGUUAUGAUGGUUCUUAACCCUUAAAAGAA